Molecule: messenger RNA, 2010 nt
Organism: Hyla sarda
Lineage: Eukaryota; Metazoa; Chordata; Amphibia; Anura; Hylidae
Product: intermembrane lipid transfer protein VPS13B-like
Exons: 8
Coding region: 1-2010 (669 amino acids)
Source: RefSeq, a predicted model, not a curated record
AUGGCCACACAGUCACAGGUCACUGCUUCUGAAGUGGCCACUUUAAGUGAGCCGUGCCUGAUGCUACUAGCUGACAUCACUGCCCCCGAAGAGCCGAGCAGGAGGAAGCGCGGGCACCAAGCUGCUGUGGAUGAUAACUACCGCGUUUGCUUCGAUGCUCCACUACUCCUUCAGACCAGGGACCGACUGCUUUGCCAGUUCAGCAUUUCAUCUAUGGUUCGCAAUGGAAUCCAGAUACUACAGAUUGAAGACAAGACCGUGCUCAUAAACAACACCUCAAUGAAGAUUUAUUACAGCCCACAGAUGUCUGUCCCACAAGAGCAUUCUGAUGAAGAGUAUGUUCCUGUACCAGACAGCACUGUGUUCAGCAUCGGCCCAGUUGGGGAACUUCCCGUCGCCAAGUACAACACCAUUCCCUGCUGGGAUCUUGUGUCAGACAACAGUCAUUCAACAGGAGAACCACCUCCUCUGCAGAAAUAUAUGCUGCUCAGCCUGUGCCACAACGCAGCCGCCGGAAGUCCAGAUUGCUGGAGUCUGCCCGCCAUUGUCCGCUUGGAGUAUCCGAGGCAAAGUGUGGCUGUUCCUUUAGAACUGUGUGCUGGGAACGACUUGUGCACCAAGGCACUGGUUUUGACUUAUCAGGAACAUUUUGGCGUGACUUACAUAACACUUACCGAAGACCCAAGCCCUCGUGUGAUUAUUCGUAACAGGUGCACGGUUUCGUUACUUCUAAAAGAGAAUAUUAAAGAAACCCCAAAGUUCGAGGUUUAUUGUCGAAAAAUCCCCGCAGAAUGCUCUGUGCACCACGAAAUGUAUCAUCAAGUCUCCAGCUUUCCAGACUGCAAGACCAGAGAUUCCCUUCCCGGGAUCUACCUGAAAGUCUUAUCGUGUGAGGAGUCAGCUGUGGAAUGGAGCGACCUGAUCGAUAUCAACAACCAGGGCACACAGGUGGUUUUCCUAACUGGAUACGGCUACGUCUACGUGGAUGUCAUUCAGCAUUGUGGAGCCAUCAUCAUCACUUUGGCUCCUGAAGGAAGAGCGGGCCCCGUUCUAACAAGUCUUAAUAGAACUCAAUGUCAGCGCAUUGUCUUUAAGUCAUUCAUCACGCAGCUCAGCGUGGGCAUAUACGAUGACGUCACCAACUACAAAGCUUCCUCAGAACUCAUGCGGCUAACUAUGGACAAUGUGUUCCUCCAUCUGACCCCGGUGGCCAGCUAUCUCAGGCAGCCCUGCCAAGAGAUGCAGACAGACCUUACCUGUGGGAUACCAGUGUUUUACAGCCUGGAAGUGUAUUGUGGCGAUUUACAGAUAGACAACCAGCUCUACAGCAAGUCUAAUUUCCAUUUCCCCGUUCUGGUUUGCCAAGAGGAGAGAAUAGAGUUCACCAGAUGGCCAAAGGCUGGGAGUCUGUUCAUGUCCAUCAAAGAGCUGGAGGAAUACAAGGAAACCUCGUUCUUCAAACUCUUCGUCACAUUCUCCUUAGAACAAGACGUUUGUGAUCUAAAUGAGCUUAGUUUUGAUCUGAGGCCGUCUCGACUUUACGUGGAGGACACGUUUGUCUACUAUGUAAAAACCCUGUUCGACACAUAUCUGCCAGAUAACAAAACACUGGAAAGUCAAGUCAAGUUCAUUGGAUCUAAGUUUCCUGCUAUACUACCCGAUCAAGUACGACAGCAUGCAACGGCAUUGGUUAGUCCAGUUAAGCUCCGAAAAUUGACUGUGCAGCCAGUUAACCUGCUGGUUAGUAUCCAUGCAUCUCUGAAGCUGUACAUCGCCUCAGAUCACACUCCACUAUCCUUCUCCAUGUUUGAACGUGGACCCAUAUUUACCACCGCCAGACAGCUCAUACACGCCCUGGCAAUGCAUUAUGCCGCCGGUGCCCUUUUCAGAGCAGGUGCCCUAUCUGCGGCUAGUGACACUGCUUUCCUUGGAGUGGCAGAGCGUAGCUUCUACAGCUGUGGAAACAUUGCCAUUCGCCAAUCUUUGGCUGAGGGGGAUUGGCCCGAGUGA